AUGGUCACAGACGGAGAAAACAAAGAUGACCUGAAGGCCGAGACCGGAGGAAUGGCACGGUCGGCCGAAAAAGUCAAGGAAAAGGCGGAACAAGAAGAGAAGGGAAACGAUGAAAUCAGUCAAAAGGUCACCGAAGGUGGUGACGCUGUCAGCGGCAACGAGCCGAUUGACGAGGAAAAGGUCAAAUUGGAUGACCUUUCGGAUAACUCAUUGCUCUCUAAAGAACAGCUGGAAGAAAAUGGUACCAGCCCCGUAUCAAGUGAAAAAUUUUACACUGACGAUGAGGAUGAAACGACGAUGCAGAUAUCCUUCCACACUGCAAUGAAGGAAGCUGACUUAACGAAAGGGAUUGUGCGAACGAUCGUUCAUGAAAAGUUGGAGGAGACCUUUGAGGGAAUAGCGUCAGGAAAGGCUGACAACGAAAGGUCAUCAACACCUCCCGUAUCGAAUGAAGCGAAACAGCGAAUCAGAGAGCUAGAAAAGCUUCUCGAUGAAAAAGAUGAGCAAGCAUUUGCUGCCCUACGAGAACAACGAAACAAAACCAUCGAAGUCGAAGCAAGAGUAUUCCAAUUAGAACAGGAAAAGGUCACGCUGGAAGAAGAGGCAACACAAUGGAAGGUCAAAUAUGCUGCCCAGAGACAGGCUGCGGAAGAGCUGAAGAAAAUGGUAGACGAUAAAGACAUGGAAGGAAUCCUCGCAGUAGAGGACCUCAACAACAGUCUGUCCGAAGAAUCAGCUGAAGGGUCACGAGAGAUAGCGGAAUUAAAGAAUGAGCGUGACCUUUUGCAGUCAAAGGUCAAUGAGGCCGAGAAGAAGCGUGAUGAGUGCUUGGCCAAUGCGACAAAGUUCACAGGGAAGGUCUCCAGCUUAACAGCAGACAUCUCAAAACUAAGGGAUGACCUUAAGUCACGCGAGGAUAACAUCAAGACGUUGCAAACGGAAUUACAAGAGCGGAAAAGGAAGCAAAACGAAGUAGAGGGCCAGAGAGAUCAAGCAGCGAAGGGGCUCCUUGAACUGGCAGAAACGACGAAGAUCGAACUCAAACGACUAAGCGAUGAAAUCGACAGUCAAAAGAAAGAAGUUAAGAAGUGGUCAACCUCAGCACAACAGAGUGACGAACGGGUCACCGUGCUAGGGGUUCAGAAUAGAGAAGGGCAACUGAAAACUGAGAAUCAAAAGGAAGAAAUCGCUAAAUUAAGCAAUGAACUGGUAGAAAUGGCCACCUCGGUAAUGGAAAAGGAUGAUAAAAUCACCGACUGA
Messenger RNA from Paramacrobiotus metropolitanus, 1260 nucleotides. RefSeq names its product calponin homology domain-containing protein DDB_G0272472-like. The record is from RefSeq and is a predicted model, not a curated record. Lineage: Eukaryota; Metazoa; Tardigrada; Eutardigrada; Parachela; Macrobiotidae. The transcript has a single exon. Bases 1 to 1260 code for a protein of 419 amino acids.